Molecule: messenger RNA, 1023 nt
Organism: Saitoella complicata NRRL Y-17804
Lineage: Eukaryota; Fungi; Ascomycota; Saitoellomycetes; Saitoellales; Saitoellaceae
Product: putative electron transfer flavo protein alpha subunit
Exons: 2
Coding region: 1-1023 (340 amino acids)
Cellular component (GO): mitochondrion
Molecular function (GO): electron transfer activity; flavin adenine dinucleotide binding
Source: RefSeq, a predicted model, not a curated record
AUGUUGGCCCUUCGCUCAGCCGGCCUCCGUGCCUCCAUUCACUGCUUCCGCCUCACUGCCUCCUCCCGCCUCCUCAGCACCCUCGCAAUCCUCGAACACCGUCAAGGAAAAUGGAACGCAAACUCCCUCUCAGCACUCACCGCCGCAACCCAGCUCGGCUCUGGUGUGACCGCAUUCAUCGCCGGUUCCGACGCCGCCAAGAUGGGUGCCGAGGCUGCCAAGUUCAAGGGUGUCGAGAAGGUUUUGACGGUGGAGAAUGAAGAAUACGAUAAGGGAUUGCCAGAGAACUUUGCGCCGCUGGUGGUGGAGAAUGUCAAGGAGGGUGGCUUUACACAUGUUAUUGCUGCGCAUACUGCGUUUGGGAAGAACACUAUGCCACGAGUGGCGGCGUUGUUGGAUGUUGGGCAGGUGUCUGAUAUUGUGGGCGUUGAGAGCGAGGACACUUUCCGCAGACCAAUCUACGCAGGAAACGCGAUUGCUACCAUCAAGUCUCUCGACUCUUUCAAGGUCAUCACCGUCCGUCCCUCCGCCUUCGACCCCGCUGGCCCACCAGCAGAAUCCAACGCAGCCCCCAUCGAAUCCGGCAAAGACCCCAAAACAACCUCCCAAACCGCCUGGGUUUCCGAACAAAUCUCCACCUCCGCCCGUCCCGACCUCGGUUCCGCAGCACGCGUCGUCUCCGGCGGUCGCGGUCUAAAAGACAAAGAGAACUUUGACAAAGUCAUCACCCCUCUCGCUGAUGCCCUCGGUGCCGCUAUCGGUGCGUCCCGUGCUGCUGUCGAUGCUGGGUAUGCAGACAACGCGUUGCAGGUUGGACAGACUGGAAAAAUCGUCGCGCCGGAGUUGUAUGUCGCUGUCGGAAUCUCAGGAGCGAUUCAACAUCUGGCGGGUAUGAAGGAUAGUAAGACGAUUGUUGCGAUCAACAAGGAUGCGGAUGCGCCUAUUUUCCAGGUUGCUGAUAUUGGGUUGGUUGGGGAUUUGUUUACUACUGUGCCGGAGUUGACGGAGAAGAUUAAGCAGUGA